AUGGAGGUUGAGAAUUCCAUUGGCACCGUCUCACGGAAGAAAGCCUUCGAAGAAGAGACACCGUCAGAGCAUCUUCUCACCGAGCAAAUAGCGCCUCCAGUUGACUGGCCGAUGAAGGGUGAGAUCAGGUUCCAGCAAAUAUCGGGGAUCUGCGGACGAACCGGGAGUGGCAAAAGCUCAGUCAUCCUGAGCAUCCUCCGACUUGCGGAGAUGGUACAAGGCGACGUGGUGAUCGACGGGAUCCCAAUCGCGGACAUGCCACGCAACACGCUCCGCCGCAGCAUCACGGUGAUGCCUCAGGAUUCGUUGAUACUGUUUGGGACGGUACGAUUCAACGUGGAUCCGUUCUCGCAGCACGGCGACGAGGCGAUCGUCACCGCCCUGGAGGAGGUGUGUGGGGUGGUCUGGAAGCUGCUGUCGCGGCGCGGGCUUGACGCCACAUUGGAGUCGAGUCCGCUCUGGCGCGGCCAGAAGCAGCUGUCCUGUCUGGCGCGGGCGGUGUUGAACGGAUUCCAGAUACUCAUCCUGGACGAGGUGACGUCGAACGUGGACGCGGCCACGGAGCGGAAGAUGAUGGACGUGCUCCGGGCGCAGUUUGCCGACAGCACGGUGAUCUCGAUUGCGCACCAUCUGCAGACCGUGCGUGACUUUGAUCGGAUCCUGGUGCUCGACGGCGGACGGGGGGUGGAAUGGGGCCACCCGGACGACCUGCUCGGCCGACGGAGCAAAAGAGAGAAAAAGAAAAGAAAGGCGCCCCAUCCCAUCUCCCCCAUUACUCCGUCGGUAAGAUAUAGCGGUGAGUGA
Messenger RNA from Penicilliopsis zonata CBS 506.65, 804 nucleotides. RefSeq lists its product as hypothetical. The record is from RefSeq and is a predicted model, not a curated record. Gene Ontology annotation, molecular function: ATPase-coupled transmembrane transporter activity; ATP binding; ATP hydrolysis activity. Gene Ontology annotation, cellular component: membrane. Gene Ontology annotation, biological process: transmembrane transport. NCBI's taxonomy places the organism in Eukaryota, Fungi, Ascomycota, Eurotiomycetes, Eurotiales, Aspergillaceae. Bases 1 to 804 code for a protein of 267 amino acids. The transcript has 4 exons.